Molecule: messenger RNA, 1233 nt
Organism: Apiotrichum porosum
Lineage: Eukaryota; Fungi; Basidiomycota; Tremellomycetes; Trichosporonales; Trichosporonaceae
Gene: CAR1
Product: arginase
Exons: 7
Coding region: 1-1233 (410 amino acids)
Cellular component (GO): nucleus; cytoplasm; cytosol
Molecular function (GO): manganese ion binding; arginase activity
Source: RefSeq, a predicted model, not a curated record
AUGCGUCUCCCUCGCACCUCCCUCUCGUCCGUCACCGCCGCCGCGCGCCAGGCCAUCCACCCGCGUCUCCCCCAGGCAUCCCGUCCCCAGGCAUUCGAGCGCGUCAGCAGCUCGGCCCAGACGCGCCACCUCGCCCGUGGAGUGACUGCCCAGGCGCGCGCGCGCCCGUCGACCGCCGCGGUCAGCUCGGUGCCCCUGCGCGCCGCGGCUGGCCAGGUCCGCACCCACACCACCCGCGACGCGCACUACUUGAAGGACUUGCCCGGACAGUCGUCGCCCACGUUCGAGUACAAGUUUAUCGCGGAUGACCCGUCCACUGUUUCUGUGGUCGGAUACCCAUUCUCUGGUGGCCAGCCGCGUCCCGGUGUUGACGAGGGACCCGAGGCGCUCGUCGAGGCCGGCCUCUUGGACCAGAUCGCGGCCCUGGGCUGGGUCGUCGAGUUUAACAAGGCUGCCAUUGCCGAAGUGCGCGAGCUCGCCAUGGCCGACAGCGAGACCGACGCCGACGUCGGCAAGCUCCACCGCCCCCGAGCCGUCAGCGCCGUCAACCAGCGUGUCGCGCAGGACGUGUCGGACAUCAUUGAGCGUGGAGCCAUGCCCCUGACGCUUGGUGGUGACCAUUCGUUGGCCAUGGGAACAGUCUCGGGAGUCAAGUCGCAGUACCCCGACGCAGCGGUCAUCUGGGUCGAUGCCCACGCCGACAUCAACACGCCCAUUACCACUGACUCUGGCAACCUCCACGGCUGCCCGUUGUCGUUCCUCCUCGGCCUCGAGGGAACUGACAUCCCCCCCUUCAACGUCUGGCUCGAGCCCUGCCUCCGUCCCGAGGACCUGGUAUACAUCGGCCUGCGCGACAUUGACGCCGGCGAAAAGAUGAUCCUCAAGAGCCUCGGUAUCAAGGUCUUCACCAUGCACGACGUUGACAAGCACGGUAUCGGCAGGGUGAUGGAGAUGGUCCUCGCUCACGUCGGUGCCAACCGCCCCAUCCACCUCAGCUUUGACGUGGACGCGCUCGACCCCACCGUCGCGCCCAGCACGGGUACGCCCGUCCGUGGUGGCCUGACUUUCCGCGAGGGUCACUACAUUACCGAGGCGAUCGCCGAGACUGGAAACCUCGUCGCGAUUGACAUUGUGGAGGUCAACCCCACCCUCGAGGACGGCGCGUCGGUCCAGCAGACCAUUGCUGUCGGUUGCUCGCUUGCGCGCUGUGCGCUCGGCGAGACUCUUCUGUAA